Alexandromys fortis (reed vole) is the source of this 1117-nucleotide messenger RNA. Its product is annotated as glutathione S-transferase theta-2-like. Gene Ontology annotation, biological process: glutathione metabolic process. The record is from RefSeq and is a predicted model, not a curated record. The coding region runs from base 354 to 1088 and encodes 244 amino acids. Gene Ontology annotation, cellular component: cytoplasm. The transcript is spliced from 5 exons. Gene Ontology annotation, molecular function: glutathione transferase activity. Lineage: Eukaryota; Metazoa; Chordata; Mammalia; Rodentia; Cricetidae.
CCGAGGACUGGGAGCAGAGCGCACGUCCAGCCCACAGCAUUCUCCGGGGCUCGGUACUGAAAAGCGGUGUUUGGUUAUUUCCCGCUCCGGGUGACACUAAAGUUCUGGGCUGGAUCUCUAGCUCCACAACUCCUUAGAGCCAAGAGCUUCUGCCCGAAGGCGCGCUCCCUUUUCUGUGCAAAGUCCACCGAAGCAGCUCCCUCCCCUAAGGUCAACAGGCGUCAUUUGUGUAGGAGGGGGGACGUGUCAGGCUUGGCCCACUGAGACUGAGCUGGACACCUUAUUAGCGAAAUCGCCUGCACUUGCUAGUGCUGGUUUUGCCGACUAUCCGCACCAUCCGCGCCGCUGCCGCCAUGGGUUUGGAGCUCUACCUCGACCUCCUGUCGCAACCCUGCCGUGCCGUCUACAUCUUCGCCAAGAAGAACGGCAUCCCCUUCCAGCUGAACGCCGUGGAUUUACUCAAAGGGCAACACGUGAGCGAGCAAUUCUUGCAGUUGAACUGCCAGCGGAAAGUUCCUGUCCUCAAAGACGGAAAUUUCGUGUUGACCGAAAGCUCAGCCAUCCUGAUGUACCUGAGUUCCAAGUACCAGGUGGCGGACCACUGGUACCCAGCUGACCUGCAAGCCCGUGCCCGCGUCCAUGAGUAUCUAGGCUGGCAUGCUGAUAACGUCCGUGGCAUCUUUGGAGUGCCCCUGUGGACCAAGGUGUUGGGGCCACUCAUUGGGACCCAGAUCCCAGAGGAGAAAGUGGAACGGAACCGAAAGAAUAUGUUCGAGUCUCUGCAGCGUCUGGAGGAAAAGUUCUUUGGGAAUGGGACCUUCCUUGCUGGCCAUCAGGUGACGCUGGCUGAUCUCAUGUGUCUGGAGGAGCUGAUGCAGCCGGUGGCUCUUGGCUAUAAUCUGUUUGAGGGACGGCCACAACUGAUAGCAUGGCGAGUGCGGGUGGAGGAGUUCUUGGGUGCCGAUCUGUGUCAGCAGGCCCUUGGCCGCAUCCUGAGCAUCCGGAAACAGGCAGCCAAAAACGCACUACCUGUACCCUAUCCAGAGGUCCAGUCCAGAAUGAUGCUUCGAAUUGCUAGGAUUCCCUGAGUUCUAACUAGCAAUAAAGCUUCAUGUGG